Messenger RNA from Lytechinus variegatus (green sea urchin), 2124 nucleotides. RefSeq names its product zinc transporter 2-like. Gene Ontology annotation, cellular component: plasma membrane. Gene Ontology annotation, biological process: zinc ion transmembrane transport; response to zinc ion. Bases 183 to 1568 code for a protein of 461 amino acids. The transcript has 7 exons. Lineage: Eukaryota; Metazoa; Echinodermata; Echinoidea; Temnopleuroida; Toxopneustidae. Gene Ontology annotation, molecular function: zinc ion transmembrane transporter activity. The record is from RefSeq and is a predicted model, not a curated record.
UUGCUGCUGAACGAUCAUGCUUGGCACACGGCGUCGUCCGGCCGUGCGCAAAAUAAUCGCAGUCUAGAUUCUAGUUGAACAUCUGUCUGCACCAUUUCAUGAUUGAAGCUGAGGCGAAAUGUUGAAAUUACUUUACUUGGAACAGAUUUUCUCAAACAAGAUUUAAAGGACCUUAAAUUAAAAUGGAGGGGAAUAUUUUAUCUUCACCUGUGGCACUCGUUGAAUUCGCAGCAGACGAUCAGAUGCCCCAACUACAAGAAGAUUACUACGCAUCCGACGCUGAUGGCUCAUUCUUAAAAUCACGCCUUGUUUUAAAUGAGGAAGAAAACAUGCAAUUUGAAGGCCAAAAGCGUCGUGUUUCAAGAUUGUCCGCAGGAACCAAUAAUCAACAUUAUGAUCCAAUUGAUGUGGCAACUGUUAUUACGACCAAUGGUUCUGGUAACAUUCAAAUAAGGGGGGAUAAUGAACUUGAAAGCAGCGACGAUGACCCAAUUGAAAUCGCCACGGGAAAUGGAUCUGUUGUCCCCGACGGUCUCGGGAGAGAUGAGGACAGCUAUCCGAACCGACACUGCCACUCGGCUAUGCGGGACACAAGUAACUCACGGGCACAAAAACAGUUGAUAAUUGCUUGUUGUGUCAGUGUCAUGUUUAUGAUAGCAGAAGUGGUUGGGGGUUCAUUUGCCAAUAGUUUGGCUAUUAUGACUGAUGCUGCCCAUCUUCUAAGUGACUUUGCAAGUUUCCUUAUCAGCAUCUUUGCCCUGUGGGUUGCCAAGAGACCAGCUACAACAAGGAUGUCAUUUGGCUACUAUAGAGCAGAGGUCCUUGGUGCCGUAAUAAGCGUGCUUAUAAUCUGGAUUGUGACUGGAAUUCUGUGCUAUCUGGCUGUCAUGAGGAUUAUCAACAAUGAAUAUAAAAUAGAACCCAAUAUUAUGCUUAUUACUUCUGGAAUAGGAGUGGGCAUCAAUAUUAUAUUAAUCAUCAUUUUGCAGGCAGGUGGAGGCCACCUACACAGUCAUGGGGGUGGGGGAGGCCAUCAGCAUCUGGUGGAGGAGGAUGUAGAAGGGGGCAAAAACAGCAAACAUGAUAAAAAGAAUAUCAAUGUUAGAGCAGCUUUUAUCCAUGUUAUUGGUGAUCUCAUUCAGAGUAUUGGUGUCUUAAUAGCAGCUGGUAUCAUCAAAGCAAAUUCUGACUGGAAGAUUGCGGAUCCUAUCUGUACAUUUUUGUUUUCCAUCUUAGUACUCAUCACAACUCUUACUGUAUUAAGAGAUGCUCUCAAUGUUUUAAUGGAAGGUGUACCCAGACACAUCAAUUAUCCAACUCUUAAGAAUGAUUUAGAUACAUUACCGGGGGUCAAAUUUGCUCAUAGUCUUCAUGUAUGGAGCUUGACAACAUCCAAAGCAGCAAUAGCAGUACAUCUAGCAAAAGCUGAAGAUGCAGAUAGCGAAGAAGUUUUACAGGAAGCAUCCAAGAUGAUACAAAAGAAAUAUGGAAUACACUUCAUGACCAUCCAAGUAGAAAGGUACCAACAUGAGGCCAUGACCAACUGUGCAAGAUGCUCAGAACUGUGAUGGUGACCUUUUGACAUUCCAACGAGGAAGCAAUCAGAAUAAAUCCAAAGGUCCUUCCAUUCACUAAACUUACAGUAUUUGUCUUUGUUGUGAACCUUGGUAUAAUUUAACCAUGGUCAGGUUAUGGACAGCCAAACCUCUUGAAACUUUCCUGCAUUCCUCUUUCAGGAAGCAUUGAAGAUGAUCACUAUUUUAGUAGUCACUCAGGUUUCUGAUAUACACAGUAUGCCAGACACAGGGCCUUGUCCAAAGGCUACACAAAAUGUUGCAGAGCAUUGUGUGGAUAACCGUCAGGUAAACUGAUGCUUGUUGAUUCUAAUGCAGGUUUUAAGAACAACUUAAUGCUGAUAUCGUUUAAUGUCUUGAUUUUGAAGUUAGAGAGUACAUCCGCCAUGUUUUGAUGAGACAUAGCUCAGGAAGUCCAUUGUUGUAAAGUGAUCCAAUUCGAAGCAUCAUUCAGCACUUUCAGAUGUGGCAGUGCUUAAGAAUAUUACGUGAAGAUGUAUCAAAAAAAUGAUUUUGGUUCUCUUAUAUAGAAGACGCAGCUUAACUGGAA